Molecule: messenger RNA, 3486 nt
Organism: Nicrophorus vespilloides
Lineage: Eukaryota; Metazoa; Arthropoda; Insecta; Coleoptera; Silphidae
Gene: Ide
Product: insulin-degrading enzyme
Exons: 14
Coding region: 124-3174 (1016 amino acids)
Biological process (GO): peptide catabolic process
Cellular component (GO): cytosol; mitochondrion
Molecular function (GO): metalloendopeptidase activity; metal ion binding
Source: RefSeq, a predicted model, not a curated record
ACGUAAGACGUAAUGUCAAAGGUAAUUGCAUUACCAACGUAUGUACGUCCGUAUAUGAAGUUUUAAAAGUAAUUUAAAAAUAUAUAUAUAUAAAGUUGUGUUUAAUUAAAUCGUAUUGGAUACAUGCAUUUUCUUACAAGGACAAUAUUGUGCAGGACGGUUUUCACGAGACAAAGGAUAAAAGCGACGAUAUACUUAUCUGCCAGUUCAAUAAGCAUUGUCUCUGCCAAGAUGCCUACUUCUGGGUGCAACAUCACCAAGAGGUUUGAAAACAUUAUCAAGUCCAGUGAAGACAAGAGAAACUACAGAGGUUUGGAAUUGAACAACCGUAUGAGAGUGUUACUUGUCAGUGAUCCAACAACAGAAAGAUCAGCAGCAGCACUCGAUGUAAACGUUGGUCACCUUUCUGAUCCUGACCAUAUACCAGGACUUGCUCAUUUCUGUGAACAUAUGUUGUUCCUGGGCACAGAAAAGUACCCAGAUGAGAAUGAUUAUAGUAAAUUUUUGAGUCAACAUGGGGGCCACAGCAAUGCAGCAACUUACCCAGACCACACCAAUUACUACUUCGAUGUACUGCCUGAGCACCUGAAGGGGGCACUGGACAGGUUUUCACAGUUUUUCCUGUGCCCCUUGUUUACAGAGAGUGCCACUGAUAGGGAACUGAAUGCUGUGCACUCCGAGCAUGAGAAGAACUUAUCUAUGGACUCGUGGAGGCUAGAUCAGCUGGAACGGCACACCGCUGACUCAACACAUGCCUAUCACAAAUUUGGUACUGGAAGUAAAAAGACGCUGGAGGAGAUACCAAAAGAGAAGGGCUUCAACGUGCGCGAGGAGUUGCUGAAAUUCCACAGCCACUGGUAUUCUUCAAAUAUAAUGAGUUUAGCUAUUUUGGGAAAGGAAAGCUUAGAUGAGUUGGAAGCUAUGGCUGUGGAAAUGUUUGCAAAGGUUGAGGAUAAAAAUAUUGAUGCCCCAAUAUGGAAAGAGCAUCCAUUCAAGGAUGAUCAACUCCAGACUAUUAUCCAUGUGGUGCCAAUCAAGGAUAACAGAAGCAUCAACAUUAUCUUUCCUUGUCCAGAUUUGGCUGACCACUACAAAUCUUCACCUAGCGGAUAUAUAAGCAAUCUGAUUGGACACGAGGGACCCGGAAGUCUUCUGUCCGCCCUGAAAGAGAGAGGAUGGUCCAACAGUCUCGUGGCAGGUUACAAAUCCACGAUGCGAGGCACCGCCUUCUUCGGUGUCACCUUGGAUUUGACCGAAGAGGGUUUGGACCACACAAACGACAUCAUCAAGAUGGUCUUUCAGUAUUUCAACAUGCUGAAGCAGACUGAACCACAUCUUUGGCUGCACGAGGAGCAACGCGAUAUAGCAGCAAUGAAUUUCCGGUUCAAAGACAAAGAAUCCCCGAUGUCCUACAUCUCAAAUGUCGUUCACAAUUUGCACCAAUUUCCCAUGGAAGAUAUCCUCUGCAAUUACUAUUUAUUGACCGAAUGGAAACCGGAGAUGAUAACGCAGCUGCUGGAUGAUUUCACGCCGGAAAAUAUUAGGGUGGCUAUCGUUGCGAAGAAGUUCGAAUCUGAAGCUACAGAAAAAGAACCGUGGUACGGAACUAAUUACAAGAAAAUGACAAUUUCUGAUGAGCAAAUCAAGGAUUGGAAAAAUGCUGGUGUAUUGGAAGAACUGCAAUUGCCGAAGAAGAACGAUUUCAUACCUAAGAAUUUUGAUCUCUAUCCACUUGACAAAGAUAUCACCGAAUUUCCGGAGAUAAUCAAGGACACGCCUAUUUCGAGGGUGUGGUUCAAGCAAGACGACAACUUCUUGUUGCCAAGGGCAAUUACCAUGUUCGAUUUCGCCAUUCCUCUCGCCUACAUGGAUCCCUUGAAUUGCGCACUCACGCACAUGUUCACGCAGCUAUUCCGCGAUCAUCUCAAUCAGUACGCGUACGCGGCCGACUUAGCCGGCCUCAAGUUUGAUCUGAUCAACAAUAAAUACGGACUGAUUCUUUCUGUAAGCGGAUUCAGCGAAAAGCAGCACAUCUUCCUUGAGAAGAUCAUGGAUCAGUUGACUAACUUUAAAAUUGAUCCGAAGAGAUUCGACAUUUUCAAGGAUAACUAUGUGAGAGCGUUGAAGAAUUUCAAGACGGAGCAGCCGUAUCAACAUGCGAUUUACUAUUUAGCCGUGCUGAUGACAGAACACACGUGGACGAAACAUGAGUUACUUGCUGCCACGGACCAGUUGACCGUAGAUCAAUUGGAGGCGUUCAUUCCGCAGAUGUUAUCCAAGAUGCACAUCGAGAGCUUCCUCUAUGGCAACGUCAAUAGGCAGAAGGCGAUGGAUUUGGUGGACAUCGUCGAGGGAAAGUUGAAGGAGUCCUCAAACAUGUCGCCGCUGCUGCCGAGGCAAUUGCUUCUCAACAGAGAGCUGAAACUCGAAGAUGGUUGCGAUUACUUGUACGAGGUGCAAAACGAAGUGCACAAGCUGUCCUGCGUCGUGCUGUACUAUCAGUGCGGCGUGCAGACCAAGGAGAGCAACGUCACCUUGGAACUGUUCACGCAGGUCAUCCAGGAGCCGUGUUUCAAUAUCCUCAGAACGCAGGAGCAGCUGGGAUACAUCGUCUUCAGCGGCCUCCGACGUACAAGCGGCGUGCAAGGUGUGCAGGUCCUCGUCCAGUCCGAUAAGCAUCCGGCGUACGUGCACCAGCGAAUAGAGACGUUCCUGGUCGGCAUGAAGAAGUACCUGGAGGAGAUGAGCGAGGAGGAAUUCAACAAGCACAAGGAGGCUCUGGCCGCCAGAAGACUAGAGAAACCGAAGCAGCUAUCCACGCAGAUGAUCUACUACUGGGCAGAAAUUUCCACGCAGCAGUACCACUUCGACAGGGCUAACGCCGAAGUGGCGCACCUCCGCACUCUCACCAAGCAGGAUCUGAUCGACUUCUACUCGAAGAUGAUCGAGUUCAACUCCGUCGAGAGGCACAAGCUGGGCGUGCACGUUGUAUCUACGGCGGAGGGAGGAGCCGGAGUGAACGGUACCGCCCAAAACGAUGACAGAGCCGCCGAACACCAGAGCGGCAACCAGCAGAUUUUAGAUGUGACAGCCUUUAAGAGCUCGCACGGUAUGCAUCCGCUAGUCCAGCCCUACAUCAACAUAACGAGGAAGGGCAACAAAUGCAAACUGUAAACGAGACCAAAAUGAUAGCAUAAUAAUUUUAAUAUGUACUUUCUGUAUUAUUUUGAAAAAAUAAAAAUUAAUGACUCAAAGUCCAAGUGCAACAUUGGUUGCCGUUAAAAUAUAAACGAAAAAUUAUUUUAUAAAAUUUUGCAAAUUUGCUCAACAUAAGUAAAGAUGUAAGAACGUCUACAAUUUAAUGCACAAAACUGACCUUUUUCUCUUAUCCGUCGGACGUAUUUAGCACCAGUAACUUCUUAGAAGCAAACAUUUCCUCUUGUAAAAUAUAUACAAUACAAACACCAAAAUGCGACAGGUCAUUCA